Messenger RNA from Capra hircus (goat), 2162 nucleotides. RefSeq names its product growth arrest specific 2 (gene GAS2). Gene Ontology annotation, cellular component: actin filament. The record is from RefSeq and is a predicted model, not a curated record. Bases 263 to 1204 code for a protein of 313 amino acids. NCBI's taxonomy places the organism in Eukaryota, Metazoa, Chordata, Mammalia, Artiodactyla, Bovidae. The transcript has 8 exons. Gene Ontology annotation, biological process: actin crosslink formation. Gene Ontology annotation, molecular function: microtubule binding; actin filament binding; cytoskeletal adaptor activity.
UGGCAGCGGGGCGGGGGUAAAAAUCGUUUUCCCAAACAGCACCGAGAGGAGCCAUCAGAGAAGUAUGAAGAGGGGCCGUGCGGCUGGAGCUGCCGCCGCCGCCGCCGCCGGGCUGCCUGGGUGCGGAGAGCCGCUGCAGCAGCACGCGCGCAGGGAGGGGGCCGGCCCCGAGACGCCGCGCGAGCCCAGCCCGCAGCCCCGGCGCCGCUGAGCGCCGCCAGCAGCCCAGCUCCGGACGCGGGGUAUUACAAGUGGAUAAAUAAUGUGCACUGCUCUGAGCCCAAAGGUACGCAGUGGGCCUGGCCUUUCUGAUAUGCAUCAGUAUAGCCAGUGGCUGGCCAGCAGACAUGAGGCUAAUUUGCUGCCGAUGAAAGAAGAUCUGGCCUUGUGGUUAACCAAUCUGUUAGGGAAGGAAAUUACGGCAGAGACUUUUAUGGAGAAGUUGGAUAAUGGUGCCUUGCUCUGUCAACUUGCAGAAACUGUGCAGGAGAAAUUCAAAGAAAGCAUGGACACUGCCAAGCCCACCAAGAAUCUACCGUUGAAGAAGAUUCCAUGCAAAGCCAGUGCACCCUCAGGCUCCUUUUUUGCCAGAGACAAUACAGCAAAUUUCUUAUCCUGGUGCCGAGAUUUAGGAGUAGAUGAAACAUGUCUAUUUGAAUCGGAAGGUUUGGUCCUCCACAAGCAACCCAGAGAAGUGUGUCUCUGUUUGCUAGAGCUUGGCCGGAUUGCAGCCAGGUAUGGUGUGGAGCCUCCUGGUUUGAUAAAAUUGGAAAAAGAGAUAGAACAAGAAGAAACACUCUCCGCCCCUUCCCCUUCACCUUCUCCUUCUUCAAAGUCUUCUGGAAAAAAGAGUACAGGAAACUUAUUGGAUGAUGCAGUGAAGCGGAUUUCUGAAGAUCCUCCUUGCAAAUGCCCAAGCAAGUUCUGUGUGGAGAGGCUCUCUCAAGGAAGAUACCGUGUGGGAGAGAAGAUCCUUUUUAUUAGGAUGCUGCACAACAAGCAUGUUAUGGUCCGCGUGGGAGGAGGAUGGGAAACUUUUGCAGGGUAUUUGUUGAAACACGACCCCUGCCGGAUGCUGCAGAUAUCCCGUGUGGAUGGCAAGACAUCCCCCGUCCAGAGCAAAUCUCCAACCCUUAAGGACAUGAAUCCAGAUAAUUACCUGGUGGUCUCUGCCAAUUAUAAGGCUAAGAAGGAAAUUAAGUGAAACUAGGUGGUCACUACGAGGGGACUCUCAUAAUGGCCUGUAUCUACAUCUCCAGUAGUCAGUUUAGUUCACAUGCUCUACAAAUUACUUUGGAAAAAGACAGAAAAAUGUCAUCAUGCUGAAACAUGCUCAAAGAGUAGCACUAUUUAUUUUGAAUGCUUCUGUAGAAAAUGACCUCUAAAAAGAAAAUUUCAACUUAGAUUUAAAUUAGACAAAUUGUAGGCAAAUGAUUAUUUCUCAAUAUAUGAGCACACUAUUUAGAACACAAUCUUAGCAAUACAAUUCUAGCUAAAGAUAAAAAUUAUUAGAAGGAAAUAGGAUUUGCAAUAAACUCAACAGAAAGUGCCUGCCCGAAGUCUACGGAAUAAAAGCACCCCAGACAUUUCAAAAAAAAAUUAUAAUUGCAGGAUUUUAAAGCUGAUUUUUAAAAAGUGACAAUUAGUGUGAUGACGUGCUACUAAAAAUAUCCAACAGCACUAUAAAGUACAGAGUACUCACGACAGUAAUCCUUUACUGGAAAGGCCACUUUAGAAAAGUUUACAUUCACUUGGAAGAUUGCCUUAAAGUUUAUCCCUUAGCUCUUACCAAAUAUCCGGGGUACUUUUGGAAGUUUUCACAACACCCCUAGAGAAUGGCUUAUGAGUUGUUUCACACAAUCCUAGGCACGUGGCUGUGUUGAAACUGACUGUGUUAUUCAUACACAUAAGCUGACAUACAUUUAUAUUUUGACAGAAUAAACUGUACAGUCAAAUGUCCAUUGACUUCAUGUUAUUUCAAAGCAUUUUCUUAUUAAAAUGUAUCUUUAGUUAACCCUACUUUGCUGUGCUGUCUAGUAAUUUUACUGUAGCUAAUGAUGUUACAGACUUAUGUAUACCCUUGUAUACCUAGGACAGGGCUGUUUUGUACCCAUAAACAGCAAGAUAUUGUCCUCACUGAUUCAAGAAUUAAAAACAUAAAU